CUGGGUGGGGGGGCGUCCGCCCAAAGAGCCCCCCCCCACACACGCGACCCCUGCCGGUUAGUGCCGGAGCCCCUCCUCGCCCGGAGGCAGCGCAAGGGCUACAGUCGCAUGGAGCGUUGCCAACAGGCCUGGAGAGAGCCCCCUGGCAGUUGGCAACAGGUGUGGAUAUGGGCGGCCGGGGCCUUUCAGGGCACUGGGGAGGGGGGGGCGUGAAUCUGGACCGGGCUUUUUUCCUCCAGGCCGCUGACCCCCCUCCUUAGAGGGGAGCCAGUUUCGGUCCGGUGGCCCCUUCAUAAGCCAACGGGAGUUCCAGGGUAGGAGCUGUCGAGAGUCCGAGCGCCGGGGAGCCUUGAGGCUGGGAAGCGUGGACCUUGGACACCUUGUAAGGGGCUCCUGGACCCGAAUCUCGCUCUUCUGCUGCAGACCACACGGCUGCCCCCUGGACCUGCCUGCUCAGAGGGGGAGCAGGAGAUGUUGGCAAGCAGGCCGGGCACAAACGGAGCAUCCCAGACGGGCUGUGCAAGAGUUCGAGUCUCGGGGGGUCUGCCGUCCACAAGGCCUGCUGGAGCUGGCAGGAUGCAGUGGCAGAGAAGGGUGCCGGGACAUGCAGGCAGCUGGCGUAGCCCAACCUGCUCUCUGCAAGGCCCCCAUCCUCGCUGUGCGACGCACAACUGUGUUGUGGUUUUAAGCCUUGUUGCUUCUGUGAUGCAGUCUCGAAUAUGCGCCCCACAAGGGGCCAUUCUGGCUGCUCUUGAAGUAAAGGAAAUCAGUUCACGCUGACAGCCAAAGCGGUGAUGCAGUUAGGGUGUGUGCCCAGGACUGGGGAGAGCUGUGUUUGAAUCCCCCCUCGGCCUCGAAGCUCACUGGGGCUCAGUCAGAAGACAUUUAGUCAAGACGGACGAUUAUCAGGGCACGCAAGACCAACAACUUUGGCUCCUUCGUUUAGCCAGGACGCGACGUGUGGGCACCUUGGUCGGCGGAGGGCAUACUCUCUUUCGGGCAACUGGGAAUCUAAGCCACGUUUGACUCCUAGCUUUGGGAAAGAAGCCCUCCUUGCUCAGAUCUCGUCACUAAGUGGAGUUAGUUGUCGACUGAGUGGCAGCUCAUAACCCUGGCAGUUCACCAGGUUCACACCUGCCGCCGACCAACCGAAUUGCAUUUCUAUGUCCGGAUUGGAGAGAAGUGACCUUGGUCACAAGACAAGCUCUCAGUCUUGCUUGACAAAGGGAGCCGUGGCCUGGGUUCCUGGGAGAAAAGGCAGGAGAGCAAUCUGGUCAAGAAAGAGCAACGGGCUGGGCCCGGCUGAAGAACGUGAGCCACGUCCCAACCAUAUGCCUGGUGCAGUGGAUCCAGGCAGGGAUUGGCACAUUCCGUCGCCAGAGCCUCACGUGUUGCCGGCCGCUCCUUGUUUGAACCUGCCUGGUUAUGCAAAGAGCAAGUGCCUUUUAAAGAAAACACAGACAACGCCUGCUGGGUUCUUGCUGUCUAAAGCAAGACAGGGAAGGUAUGUGCAGACACAGGCUGAGUCCAGCUUUGCCUUACGCUUCGAUUGCCAGCAACAGGUUGAAAAACUGCUUCAGACAGGAAGAAGGAAGUGACCUCACGAUGUCCUAAGGAGCGUGGAGUAAGGCUGGGCUGCCGACAAGAAGAACAGCUUUCUUCUGAGCGUUCCCCUAAGAGAAGGUUGCAUGUCUGAACAUAACGCAGUUCCACAGCAUGUUGCUUCAGGUGCCGCUGCCUUUGGACCGAGAUGGGACGCUCUUCCGGCUCCGUUUCACCACCCUGGCUGUCGGGACGGUGUGCUGCCCGCUCUUUGGGUUCCUCUUCUGCGUGAUUUGGUCUCUGUUCUUCCAUUUUCAUGAAGCCACAGCCACCCACUGCGGCGUCUCCAACUACCUCCCUUCCAUCAGCGCCGCAAUCGGUGGGGAAACCCCUGAGCGCUACAUGUGGCGCUUCUGCAUCGGGAUGCACUCGGCCCCCCGCUUCCUUGUGGCCGUUGUCUACUGGAACCACUACCGUGGCUGCCACUGCCUGCGCCCCAGCUACCCGCGUCUGUGCAACGCAGCCUUCGCACUGAACCUGCUGGAGAACGUCGCCCUCCUCCUCCUGACCUACGUUUCCUCCUCUGAAAACUACAUGAUUCACGAAAACGCCUUCAUCAUCUUCAUUGCUGCGGCCCUCAGUCACAUGUUCUUGACCUGUGUUUUGUGGCGAAUGACGAAGAAACACACAGUAAGUCCGGAGGAGCGCAAGUCCUACAAGUGGAAGCUGUGGCUCUUCCUCUUCAACCUGCUCGCCUUCCUGGUGGCCGUGUGCUUCUACUUCCGACACAACUGGUACUGUGAGCCUGGAGUUUACACAAUCUUCGCCUUGCUGGAGUACCUGGUGGUCCUUUCCAACAUGGCAUUCCACAUGACGGCCUGGUGGGACUUUGGCAACAAGGAGCUGGUGGUCAGUUCCCAACCAGAGGACAAGCGCUUCUAGCAGAGGCCUCGCCCUGGUUCCCCGCUCACCGACGGACCUGAUGGAAGUCCCCUGAGAGGAGCCCCAGCCUGCAGCAAGCAGCUGAUCUUCCAGAGGGGCGCCGGUGCACCCCUCAGAUGGAGGCGUGUGGCAGAGGCUGCAAAGGUUCCUACCCAGAAAAGGGCACAGGGCCGUGGCCCACUGCGUCUGGCUACCCACCAAAUGGCAUGCCGAGCCCAGCUGCUCUUUGGACCGUUGGGACACUUCGAAUGGAACAAGAAGAGAGAAGAGCCCGGCCUGCCUGCUGCUGCUGCUGCUUACCCAGGAUGGGAGAACUCGCAGGGGGGGGGGGAGUAUUGCUGCUCCCCCCAACCCCGAUGCGCCUGUAGAACAGGAGAUUCCUUGCUGGCCAGCUCAGGCCAGGGACGUUUGUGGCUGCACUGACCUGGGGCUUGGCAGUAGCGGUCGGUGGUUGCAGCUGCUCAGCCGGGGUGUGUGUGUGUGAGGCUUGUCUCCCUGGCCUUGGGAAACUGCAGCCCGACCUCCUUCCACCCAGAGUGUUCCGCCCUUUCUCCCUUUCCCUCUGGCCAGCUUUCUUCUUUUUCCAGUCUGUUGCCCAACUGGGGGGCAGAGUGCCAAACCAAAGGAGCCCUUUGUAAAGAUUUGGGAGGGAGGGGCUGCUUGAAGGAAAGCAGCUGCACCCCCCCCCCCCCAGACUUCUGCACUGACUUUGUGUGUGGAGACAUCUGCGCUACAGAGGGGGGCGAGUUCAAAACACCGUUUGCUCCCUGGUCUGUCCCCCUGCGACUCUGGGAAGGAUCCCAGACAGUGGGAGAGGGACCGAUCGUUUUAUACAGUUUACUUUGAGUGUUUUAAAGAUUGCCGUGAGCCCUGCCGGAUGGGGCAUUAGCCUCUCACGCGCUGAGCCUCGGGUGGUUGGGGCUAGGCAGGGGGUGGGGGAGAGGCAGGCCUACACCCACAGGCACAACUGGGGUGCGUGCAACAGGAGGCCGAAUCGAGGGCAGUAGCGACCGUGACCCUUUGGAUCCACUCCGUGGCAUUCACGCAUGCCCUUGGCCAAGGCCGCUGGCUCCCAGCCCAGGCCUCUCCCUUGUUCCUGAAGCAAAGGAGCAUGAAACCCUUGGCUGGGCUGGAGAGGCGCUCCCUUGCCGGCAUCCCCCAAGGCCCAUCUGGUGUUGGCCUCACUGGCAGGAGAGCUGGUAGGAUCAGACUCCUGUCCCAGCAAACUCCUGUAAGGGUCUCAGGGUCUCUUGGUGGGAAAGCCAGGUGGAGAGCUGGGUCCAAGGCGAGGGGGGGAGGGAAGCAGGAAUGCCUGUUUUGGGAGACCUGUGGGUGAGCCCUGGGGUCUGGCGCUCCUGCGGAGAGUCAGGCGCCUUGCCUUGCACUGAAAUCUUUUCCGUGGCUUGCUUUUGCAUCCCAGCCAGACCUUUUGGGCCGCACUGAGUUGCUCCGUUUAAAGAGCCCCGCUCCUCUCCCACCCUCCCCAUCCCGCUCCCAGUUGCUUCCUGGUGCACGCAUCCCCGCGGCGUCUGCCCGGUGUGCCCUUUGGUGUGCUGCUCUGUGGAGGUGUGUGUGUGAGAGAAACUGUAUGGCCAGAUGUAUAUUUUCAUUGUGUUUUCUCCCCCAAGUUGAAAUAAAGC
Messenger RNA from Eublepharis macularius, 4124 nucleotides. It is a transcript of the gene PGAP2, whose product is annotated as post-GPI attachment to proteins 2. Gene Ontology annotation, cellular component: endoplasmic reticulum membrane; Golgi membrane. Gene Ontology annotation, biological process: GPI anchor biosynthetic process. NCBI's taxonomy places the organism in Eukaryota, Metazoa, Chordata, Lepidosauria, Squamata, Eublepharidae. Bases 1717 to 2484 code for a protein of 255 amino acids. The record is from RefSeq and is a predicted model, not a curated record. The transcript has 7 exons.